GGACUAGAGAAGCUGACACGUCCCUUUGUCAUUCGAGAAGAGCUACAGUUUUCGUGACGUUGGGUUUCAUUGAAAUGCCACAAGAGGGCGCAGCCGUCUCCAAAUAUGGUGAGAACAACCCAGUUUCAGCCAGCAUCAAGAAGCCACAAUGUCAAUGCACAAAGUACUCUGACUGGCUCGAUAUGAGAAGUCGUCUGCUAGCUUUUGUUGGCUUCUUCGUUUGUUUGUUGACUGAUUGGUUAACAGCUAUGAGGUGUGCUUCUUCCAUUUGGUGUUGGUGCUGCUCUUUGGCUUUCCUAGUAUUGCCGCUCCCGUCGCUGUUGUCGUUUUAGCUGUCGCUGUUUGGCUGUCUGGCUGUCGUUCGGUGGGUUAGUCAAUCUUACUGGGUCGAGUGAGGUCGCUGUAAGCAGCGUCAACAGAGCCCGGAAGGCCCAUACUAGAUUUCCCCAGGGAAUAGUUGUCAUAGCAUUUUUUUAAGUGGACAAAUGCGCCGACAACGUUUUCAUCGUUGUGUGGUGAGUGUAGUCAAAUGGUAAUAGCAGGCGUAAGUGUUUGGCGCUGAUAUGGUGGAGAGUAGGUGUUUUAAGAGCGUCAAGCUGUAGAGGGAUCAUUGGACCUAAGCGACCCCAUGCGCCAGCAGUGUGAUGCUUUCGCAACAACGACGGCCAGGCUCGUGGUGACUAUGAGCUCAACAGAUCCAAGCCCGACGCUUUACGAGUUGCUAGUAGAAGCCGAGCUCGCUGACUACUACGAGCACCUUCGCGCGGGAAUUCUCGGCCUUCAGGUUUACUUUCCUGAGCAACUUAAGCUACUCGACGAUCGCCACCUUCGUGAGUUGGGUAUGACUAAAACCGAGCAGCGCCGGUUACGUAGAUAUGUCGAUAAACACUUCAGCAACACAGGAUAUCUUGGAAAAAUUCGCCAAUUCCUAAUGGGUAAGCAGUUGAUGCCGAUGGACCGCAGGGAGUCAGCCGAGUUUGAUGGAGUAAUGGGUGAAAGCGAGCUUUUGAGGACAAGUGGUUCCCCACAACCGCAACCCCAGCAACACCUUAUUCCACGCUCGCACAUCAUUCUUAGCGAGCAGCUGGGUGCUGGGGAGUUUGGGGUAGUACGUCAAGGAGUUUGGAUGAAUCAACAACACAGAGUGCAUGUUGCAGUUAAGUGUUUGGCUCACGAAAGGCUACAUUCAAAUGCUCAGGACUUCCUCAAAGAAGCUGCUAUUUUGCACAGUAUUUCUCAUCCAAACAUUGUCAAACUACAUGGUGUGGUACACAGUGGCCGAGAUCUUCUACUUGUCACUGAACUCGCGCCUUUUCGCUCGCUUCUGGAAUGCCUCAAAGAGCCUGGUCUUGCCUUGCAUUUCUGUCCACGGACACUCUGUACCUUCGGCUUGCAGAUAGCAAAAGGAAUGGCAUACCUUGAGAGUAGACGGAUGAUUCAUCGGGAUCUUGCUGCGAGAAACGUACUAGUGUUUGCGCGCGACCUUGUUAAGAUCAGCGAUUUUGGAUUAUCGCGAGCUCUUGGCGUUGGGAAGGAUUAUUAUCAGACUAACUUUAACGCUAAUCUAAAGCUCCCAAUUGCCUGGUGUGCACCGGAAUCAAUUAAUUUUCUGAAGUUCACAUCUGCUAGUGAUGCAUGGGCGUUUGGGGUUACUCUUUGGGAAUUGUUUAGCUUUGGUCAACAGCCAUGGCGAGAAUUUAGUGGGCAUCAGAUUUUAGCCAUUAUCGAUGAACCUAAUUGUCAACGCUUGGAGAUCCCAGAUGCCUGCCCGCGAAAUAUCUUUGCUAUUAUGCUAAAUUGUUGGGCUCAUGAGCCUAGUCACAGGCCUAGUUUUACUCAAUUGGUAGGAUUUAUGUCCAACUCUCUGCCCGAUCAGGUGCAGGCUCGGCGUAAUUCGCAAAAUACUCCCCGCCCACAGCGCGACGCUCUUUUUUUCCAGCAAGGAGAUCUCAUUACUGUACUGGACAAGAGUACUCCAGAGCUCUGGAAGGGAUUUUGUCGUGGAAGUGUUGGUUACUUCCGCGCUUCUGCGACAGCCCCAUUCCUUAAUCUUAAUCAACCACGAUCGCCUUCCCUAGAGCGGGCGGAAGGUAACGGCCGACAAAGCAAGCCAAAAACGCGUCGUCCUCAAAGAGAUUCAAGUUCGGAUAUGACUCCUCUGCUCCGCCAGUCACUCACAGAGGAUACUGUACACACACCUCCAUUUAGUCAGCUCAAUGCACCAAGUUCAGUAGAAGUGGCUCUGACUGCACAAACAACAGCAGCAACAGUUGCAUGUCCAUCAGUACGUCAUGAAUACCAUGAAAUCAGCGACGAUGACCUCAGUCCAUUUGAUAUAGGUCCGCCCCUAUGUGACGAUGUGUUCCGUGGCCUAGAGGAAACGGAAUCAGGAACACUAGGGGUACGUGUUGCAGGCAGUGGCUGGCAAGCCAAGGAAGGCAGUACUUCAUCGGCCUCAACUGUCAUGGAUACUCGACCAUUAAUAAAAAGCCGAAGUCCGGGUCACAUUGUUAAGCCUAUCUCACCGACAGAUGAGCAAGCCUUGGAUACUGCUAUCCACAUGGCGAAGGAGAUGGCGAGCCGUACACUUCAACAAGCUCAACAAAAUAGUCCUUUGGCCACUCCUACCAGAAAACAUAAUGGCCCCCGCUUCUUUAUUUUCAAUACGAAAUCAUCCCAACAGGACAAGAAGCACUUUUCUGAAAUGCUCGACAACAGUAAACCGCUUCAGGAGGCUUUGCCCAGGGAAGUCAAUGACGUAUACUCUGCUCUUGUUGAGAAGGGUGAAAUCGGCUGCAGUCUUGAGGAAAGUCCACCAAUGGAUUGGGUUUCUGGAUCAGGUUUCUCAACACUAACACCUAGUGGAUUUACGGAAGAUAUUCCUCCUCCUUUGCCGCCGAAGCCAAAAGUUGCCGUUGCCAAUCCCGCCACCCUGCGACACCACAGACGAAUUCAUCCCUUAAUAUUACCCGGCUAUGAGCUUCAAGACGCCAACAAUAAUGACACUCUUUCAAGGUCAUCAGAGUCAAAGCAUCUUGAGUCCAGGAGCAUGUCACAGACUUUGCCCAGGUUACGUCCUACACCCGAAUUCUUGGGGCCGACAAAUCUGGCGAACAUGCCUUCAAGAAGUAGUGAAUCUUUACCAAGGACUCUUAAAUGCUUCAGGUCAUCAGAGAGUCUUCCUUGUAAGCCAGAAGCUCAUUCAUUGGGACACGAAUCACUAAUGAGAACGCUGCAAGCAACCUGCUGCGCACUCCCGACUGGCAGGUCAUCGGUGCCUGAUGUGGAAAUUUCUACAGAUGCUGUUGAUUUUGCUGUAGAAUAUAGUGAGUUGGGCGCUAAACCUAAGAAAAAACUCGACCGUCACGUUAGUUGUGAAGAUCUUCUUGAUUUUAGUGCACCUCGCGCUGCUGCCAAACGCACUCAAGGGCGAGAACGCGGUGCAGACUCAGACGAAGUACACAUUAUGCAGAAGGUGCUAGCCAACGAAAACCUGCCUGCGGAAGAUUGUCUCGAUGCGUUAAACGUGGCAGGGUGGAAUGUACACAAAGCAAUAAAACUGGCGCGCCUUCGAUGGCUGCUGUCACGUGGAGAAACGCCUGUAGCUAAAAUACCAUUUGCAGAGACGAAAGCAGUCUUGGAAACAACCGGAUGGAAUCUAGAACAGGCAGUACAAGUUAUUAUGGGUCCAGUUUAAUUAAUUGUAGUGGCACUCACAGGAAUUGGACAGGGAUUAUGUGGCAUGUAUUAUAGGUUAUUAACAAAUUGACAUAUGUUGCUGGUGGCUCAUAUAUUGAGGGUAUCGCGCACUCUUUUUGUGGGGCUUUGAUGUGUACAAGGCGCAAUAUUCAUAAUGAGCUGCAACAGAUGAGCCUUAUGCGUGCGGUUAGACAAGUAUUGUUAGUUAAAGCUACAUUUUUGUAAUAAGUUCGGAUUUACCUUCGAAAUACAUAAUUCGUUAGGAGUCUGUAGAAGUUUGAUACUGUCAAGUAAAAAAAUGCUUGAACUGCUCAAAUAAGUAGGUAUAGUUAUCAGGGUUGUUAUCACAAUGAUUAUAAACUAAACAGUUCUAUACAGGUGAGUAUUCGAAUUGUUUGGAAAAUACUAAUUUAGUUUGUUGCGACCCGGAUGGAAUUGAGUCGAAAUAGUGUGCCAAGUAGAAUAGAUUGUGUGGGAUUGAACAUGGUAUAUGCUUAAAGUUAUCUAAGUCAUCCGUAGACUUUGCCUGCCAUUAAGUGUACAAAAAACAUGAACGUAUCACUCCAGUACUAUAAAACAUUGUCCGUAUGUUUUCUGUUGUAUUAGAAGCUUGUAAAACCCAUGAAAUUGAUUCAUACAGUCUCUUAGAUGCAUUUAAUACUAAUUAUUACAUUUUUAGGCUAACUAUUAUGACUCACUCGCUUUAUUAUCAAUCACGACAUUUUAUAUUUUGUUGUUUAACGAAUACCCCUGCACAUACGUAUGCAGUUUAACGUUUUCCGCUGUGUGCGUGAGGUACGGAUUUUAUGCAGACACAUGUUAUAAAUGAAAAUGUCUUUAUGGUGUAAUUCUUACGUUUGUUAAACCAAACUGAAUGUGAGCGAAAAUGGAUGCUGUUGCCGCUUCAAAAUAAAAAUUUCCUAUUGCGUGCAAAGCAAUGAGAUGUAUUGCAAACCAUACUGUGAUCUUGAUGUAUUCAGCUGUUAUACGACAUUGAAAAACGUAUAGCAAUACAAGAUGUUCUGAAAGUGAAACGCUAGGAAUGAACUCGCUUGAUGAGUAUGGUUGGCAGUAUAUCUCGAGUCCGCCACAUAUUCCCAGCAACUCUUGUUUCAUAACGCGCAAUUUGUCUAUGUCAAUUUAUGAAAUUUUUUACUGCGACAUAUUAAUGAUCUCAAGCUGGAGCGCAACUGCUUCGACAAUAGAAAGUUAGAAGGUGAGGUGCGCUUUCGAGUCGCAAAUUAUUACGUGAAGUGUACCGAAUGCCGUCUGAGUAAUCGACGCAAAUGGCAAGCUAUAUAAACAAAAUGGUAAAUAUGCUUUUGAGACAAUAG
Varroa destructor (honeybee mite) is the source of this 5033-nucleotide messenger RNA. RefSeq names its product activated Cdc42 kinase-like (gene Ack-like). Lineage: Eukaryota; Metazoa; Arthropoda; Arachnida; Mesostigmata; Varroidae. The record is from RefSeq and is a predicted model, not a curated record. Gene Ontology annotation, biological process: protein phosphorylation. Gene Ontology annotation, molecular function: ATP binding; protein binding; protein tyrosine kinase activity.